This is a messenger RNA of Oncorhynchus gorbuscha (pink salmon), 1907 nucleotides long. RefSeq lists its product as uncharacterized. The transcript is spliced from 3 exons. The coding region runs from base 1 to 999 and encodes 332 amino acids. NCBI's taxonomy places the organism in Eukaryota, Metazoa, Chordata, Actinopteri, Salmoniformes, Salmonidae. The record is from RefSeq and is a predicted model, not a curated record.
AUGUCAGGACCGUUCCCCUGUUAUACCUUAAUACAGAUAUCAAACCAGAUCUCAGACCAGGGCUUCACUAUCCUACAGAUAUCAAACCAGAUCUCAGACCAGGGCUUUACUAUCCUACAGAUAUCAAACCAGAUCUCAGACCAGGGCUUCACUAUCCUACAGAUAUCAAACCAGAUCUCAGACCAGGGCUUUACUAUCCUACAGAUAUCAAACCAGAUCUCAGACCAGGGCUUUACUAUCCUACAGAUAUCAAACCAGAUCUCAGACCAGGGCUUUACUAUCCUACAGAUAUCAAACCAGAUCUCAGACCAGGGCUUUACUAUCCUACAGAUAUCAAACCAGGGCUUCACUAUCCUACAGAUAUCAAACCAGGGCUUCACUAUCCUACAGAUAUCAAACCAGGGCUUCACUAUCCUACAGAUAUCAAACCAGGGCUUUACUAUCCUACAGAUAUCAAACCAGGGCUUCACUAUCCUACAGAUAUCAAACCAGGGCUUUACUAUCCUACAGAUAUCAAACCAGGGCUUCACUAUCCUACAGAUAUCAAACCAGGGCUUCACUAUCCUACAGAUAUCAAACCAGAUCUCAGACCAGACCUUCACUUCAUACGUACCCUUUUCACACGAUCAUUCCAACCCCAACCAAACGAUGGUGGCUCUGAAGGCUUUUCCCAUGGUCCUUUUCAGCAUAGCAACGAUGGUGGCUCUGAAGGCUUUUCCCAUGGUCCUUUUCAGCAUAGCAACGAUGGUGGCUCUGAAGGCUUUUCCCAUGGUCCUUUUCAGCAUAGCAACGAUGGUGGCUCUGAAGGCUUUUCCCAUGGUCCUUUUCAGCAUAGCAACGAUGGUGGCUCUGAAGGCUUUUCCCAUGGUCCUUUUCAGCAUAGCAACGAUGGUGGCUCUGAAGGCUUUUCCCAUGGUCCUUUUCAGCAUAGCAACGAUGGUGGAUGCGAACCAGGCCAGCUCAGUAGUGUAUCAUCCAACUACCUGCUGCACUUACUAAGUGGUUAUUAGAUUGCUAAUGGUCCAAAAUGACAAUACAAUAAACAGUGGUUUCAUGCCAGUUCUGGCUUUCUUAAAGUGUUGACAAAGAAGAAAGGAUUUUGUAUGUAUUUUAACUUUACAGAAUUAAAUAAUUCUUUAUUUUCCAACACUGGUUAAAAAAUGUAUAUCGAGGUUUUUAAUGCUUAUAUUGCUGUUUUUGGGGGAGAGGGUGAUCAUGUUGAUUUGGCUGAGGACCCCUCCUAUGUAGAGAACACAGUGUGAGGGAAUGGCUUGAGUUACAUUUAUUUCACAGUGUUCUUUUUGUUGGCCGAUUUUCCCCCAAAUUACUUCACAAAAUGGAGGGUGUGUUUAUCACUGCAUCAGUGAGCCAGUGAGAAUUCCUCCAUUUUGAGGCGUAGAGUGGAUGGUCUCUACAGAACCACUCUGAUCCGAACAAGGAGGGGCAUCACAUCAGUAUUGAUACUGAAGAGACUGACUGCACAGUGGACAGUUACUACCAGCGGCUGUGUGUACGUGUAUCAACCGUCUCCUGAGUAUAAACGCUGAUCUAGGGUCAGGUCCACACUGUCCAUGGACUCUUAUUCAUUGUAAUCUAAAAGGCUAAUCUGAUCCUAGAUCAGCACUCCUACUCAGAGACCCUUUAUGAGUACGGACAUACAGACAUACCUAAGUAAGAGACCUCGUUACCCGACUCUGGUACCUGUAGUUUUCAGAGCUAUGCGAUACACCUGCUGUUUAAUGGCGCUACAUUAAAGCCUGUUGUGAGUAACUUUCCAGCAUGCUGAUAUGCUCCCAAAAGUCAUGUUUCAUGUCUGCACAGUUGAAAUAAAAAAAUACAUUUUGUCAAGACAUUUUAGAUUAAAAAGCUUAAUACUAAUAAAUAUUUGCAGCGAUUUUAAUAUCUGA